Molecule: messenger RNA, 2563 nt
Organism: Drosophila gunungcola (fruit fly)
Lineage: Eukaryota; Metazoa; Arthropoda; Insecta; Diptera; Drosophilidae
Exons: 1
Coding region: 213-2183 (656 amino acids)
Molecular function (GO): protein binding
Source: RefSeq, a predicted model, not a curated record
UAUCGGAGAUGGCCAGCGGGGAGCAUAUUGAAACGAAACGAAAUAAAGCCAAAGGUGCGCCGGUGGUUUGUCGGUUUUUCAGUUUGGCUUUUCCAAUGUGAGGGUCGCUCGUCGAUUUGUGCUCGCCUCAGUUUGAAUUUCGCACACCACGCGUCGCGAACGGACGAAUAUUUUGGUAGUUCAUUGGGUAGGAUUGGCAUUUUUGCGCGUUGAUGAUGACGCAGUGCGUCUACCUCGCAUUGGCGUUCCUCAUUUUGUCACACGUGCGGGCAGCUGACGAUGAGAUGACGAUGUCUUCCGGCCGCGAAUCUGCAUCCAAUAGCCCUGAUUGCGUCAUCCGUGCCACACUCUAUGUGACACCAUCUUCUCCGGCCAGAAGUGGCCAGGAUUUCGGCUUGCCUUUGGACAUAGAUUGCAGUGGCAAUAGCUCUCUAGAGCUCAAAUCCUUUGAUCUGGGCGCCCAACGAGUGGCCGGGAAGAGGCAUGUACUCCUCGAUGGCUCACAAACGCCGCCCCUGGGAAUCUCCAGUUAUGGUCUGGAGUAUCUGGACAAUUGUGUGGAACUGGAAACGCUGGAGAUCCAAAAGUUCGUGGGUGAUGCCAGCCUAAAACUAAGCUGUGGAGGAGCUGUACUACCUAAUCUCACAGUAGUUAUGCUAAAAAACAAUGAAUUGGGCACUUUAAGUGAGGAAACUUUUCAGGAGGUACCCCACCUAAAACUACUCCACAUAAAGCAGAACUCUUUGAGAUACAUGGAAAAGCUAAAGGAUUGUGAUGAAUUGGAGGAACUUGCUAUCCAGGAUGAAACGGAUCUAGUGCUCAAAGAUAAUGACUUCAUACAGCAGCUGACAGAGCUGAAGAAACUGCGUUUGGGAAAUCUUAAAAUGAUAGAAGAGUCAUUUCUAAGUGUCUUGCCCGAGAAUUUAACGGAUUUGAUAAUCGAAGAUACAGCCAUACAGCCUGGAGAUUUAUUUCUCACAAAAGGCAUAGCCAAAUUGGUUAAUAUUAGCCUCACCAACUGCCAGCUCAAAAUGUUUACCUUGGAUCCGCCACACAAUUUGGAUGUUAUUAACUUAAACCUCAGUGGCAAUGCCUUGGUUUCUUUUAAUAUAAGUUUUCAAGAUGGACCAAGUACUUUGGAGACCUUGGAUUUGAGCAGAAAUAAAUUGGAGCACUUGAACUACACUUGGUUUUAUAGAACCACUAGUCUGAGGAUUCUUCACCUGCAGCAGAAUAAUUUCCAUACACUUUCGCUCUACCAAUUGGGCCUGAUUUCUCCAGGGUCAAUUCAACGUAUUGACUUGAGAUCCAACAAUCUAAUGAGUCUGGGGGAUAUAGAAAAAGCCAACUAUCCCUACUGGAAUCCACAAAUACGUCUGCUAAUCGAUGGAAAUCCCUGGAGCUGCCAAUGGAUAUUGCAUUUCUCGCAUACGCAACCUCAACUAUUUCGACUUUUCCAGUACUCCAAAUAUAUAUCCCAUAUCAAUGUUAAUGGCCUGAGUUGCAGACCCCAAGAGCCACCAGUGGAGGAGACAACAAAGGCGAGAAGAAUUAUGCUUGUGAGCAUUAAUGGAUCAGCAGAUACUUCGAUUCCCAGGCCACAUCAUAGCUCAAAUGUCAGCAGUUUUGAGGUACUCUACGGCAAUCCCGUGCAACUCCAUCGAAGUCAGCGAUCUUUGGCAUUGAUAAUCGUGUUCAUGCUGCCUCUGGGCAUAGCAUUUCUCUUUCUCCUCCUCUAUCUGUAUCUCCAUUGCGAGAGGCUCUUCCACUUGUCGUACUAUAUCUCGGGAUUGCCCUGUUUUGGUGCCGAAAAAUCAACACCUAGAUUUGUGGAUCAUGUCGAUAUAGUACGCUAUCCCAUUCCAAAUGGUGGUGGUUCACCAGUGGAUCUGGACAUGGAACUGCCAGAUGGCUAUGAGACGCCAGUGAGUGGUGGAACCUCGAUUUGCAACUGCACGGGUCACAGGGAAUCCACCUGCUCCAGGACCCAUCAUGUCACCUAUGAAUCCCUGCCAACUGAGCUGCCCUAUCAACUCUAUGCGGAGAUCAAGGAGCAGGCGGAUGAGAAUGUGGAUAAGGAUGGGAUAUUGGCAGACACUCCAGUGCCCACGGCUCCCAUCUACGAUCAUCUCUCCUUUGUGGAGGAAAUGCCCAAACUGGAGGAACUGAGGGAUAUUACUUAGUGUGCGAACCCACAGUCGAACUUCUUUAAAACUGAAAAUAUGAAUAUUUAAAUAGUUAUUAGAACAAUGUGUAUAAGAACUGCAUAUAAUUGCGCUAUUACCUUUUAAACAAGUGCACUAUAUUUAGAAUUUAACAGAGAAAAGUGAUAAAUGACCUAAAAAUGGUACUGAUCGUGGGAUAAAAAGCUGAUUACACAGAUCUUCUAUUAAACAGAUAAGUAAGGUUGAUUGUGUGUAUAUUUCACUUAUAAGAAAAGCUAUUGCUUAACUGAAUGCAGAAGAUUGUCUAAUAUAUAGAUUAUAAAAUAGUUAUUGUUCUAAUAAUGUCGAUAUGCUUACAAAUAAGCUAUUAACAAGUGUUGUUGUGCCUCUAAAAACUG